AUGGAGCUGCCGUUGCUGCUGCUCCAUCCUCUCCUCCUGUUCUCUCAGCUGUUGCUCGUUACCUCCGACGUCCCCACUCACGGUAACCAUUUCGUCUCACUCCGGUCUUCCCCGAUUUUUACUUCUGUUCUGGUUUUGUUAUGGAGAAGUAUGGCGAUUCUGCGAGCUUAGAUUUAAUUCGGACGCGCGAUUAUCUCCUGAUGUCUAUAGCUUUGGCAUUUUUAUGUGAGGUCAACGUGUUCUCAAGUUUUUAUCGUUUGAGACUAUGUUUUCUCUUCUAUUAUAUUUGGGCGGAUCUGUUUCCUUUUGCCGUCAUAAUGUCCAAUGGCUUCCAGACGUAACGGCGUCCUCUGUCGCAUCAUCGGCCCCUUUUCUUUUUUUUCUGAGAAUUGCAAUCGUGGUUGUUAUUCUUUUUUCACAAAUUCGUUCUUCAGGUUCCUCUCUAUCCUUCUCCUUGUAGUCUUUCUUAAAAUUUUAGAGGAGAACUUCAGUCCAUCUCCCCGUGUCGAUGCCAAUUGAUGAGUUCAACUCUCGUUUGAUAGGUGAAUCCAAUUUUCCGUUAGGCGGACUAUUUAGAGAGUCCUUAAAAUCGUAAAUUGUGAACGGGCGCAAUUUGACUUUCAGGGUGUUACUGGACCGAAACCUGUCAAAGCAAAUGGGUCGGAGGAUGUGGAGCUGGACAUUUGUUGGUGGACCAGUCCAAUGAGUGCGGUGGACUCUGUCCAGAGUCCAAAUAUCCACCGUGCCUUCCUUUCCACACUCAUUGCUACUGCUGCAUACCAGGUGAUUUUGCAUCUGAAUGUCCACGAAUCAUCUAUUUGAACUGUUCUCCAUAGUCGUGAAACGUCAUUAACCAAGAAAGUUCACAACCUGUCAUUAAUAAGGAGCAUCUAUUGCUUAUCGAGUCCGUCAGUUUCUCUUUGCAUGAAUGGUAUCAUUCACAGUUUAUUUUCUCAAUUUUUAAUAUAUUUUCUUAAUCCAUGGAUAUCUAUAACUUGUAAAAAAAUGGAAGAACAUUCGUCUUUAGGAAUUAGUUAAGGAUUUGUGAGACCGGUGACUCAUAAGAUUUCAGUUCUAAACUAUUAAAAACCAGAUGUGUAGAAUGCUUAUUUUUAGCCAUCGAUCCAUCAUGAGAAAGAUGCGUUUUGCCAAUACACAGGAAAUUCUUCGUUAAGAAAACGUAUAAAAUGAAGCAUUUUGACUGCAAAUUUCGUCAUUUUCUUGUCGUUCUGUAAAAUUUUAGACAUCAUUUUUUUUCAUUAAAAUGAAAUAUCUCAUGUUUUACUCCAUAAUUACAGCGUUCCAUUGCAUAUUAAAAUACUAUAUCUGUUUCCAUGCCUUUCUGUAAAACCACCAAUUGGAUGCGCUCACUUCUAUUUCUAUUUCUACCCCUCUCAAAUGUUACUCCUUGUGGUAGUAUUCUCUUUUCUGAGGUAUUUUAGGAGGCCAGCUAUGUUCAGGAAGUGAAAUUUACCAUCAGCCAACGCAGGAAGAAAUCAUAAAAUAUUUAACCUCUUUUUGACCUUUCCUCAUAUAUCCGGGUACUUCACUGUAUACCUUAUGAAGUACAAAAUGAAUCGUUUGAAUUUUGUAAGUCAAUAGGUAAGUUUGCUUUGUAUUAUUCACAGGAGUGUCUGUAUGUGUGUGCGUUCGUAAAUAUCAAAGUGUGUUUAUUAUUUAUUAUUAAAUGUUUAUCUUAGUUUACCCAACAAAGGAGCUCUUUAUGUUAUGCAUUAAUUUUUUCACAAGCAGAAAGCCCAACGGUGACAGACAGAUGCAUGAAGUGCAGAAACAAGUUAGACUUUGGGGACGAGUACUUAUGUUGUACAGACUGCUCCGAACCUUUUCUCAUAGACACGAGUAGUAAAUUGGGAUACUGCAAAACGGGGGCAAAGCUUUCAGUGCAGUUAAAACCGCAAGGUAUCCAUAUUUCAUGAUUUCUUAUUUUUUGUCACAUUUACUAUCGUCUGAUUCAUAGACUUAUUUUUCCCACUGUGACUUGUGGAUUCUUUCACGAUUUUCUGUUUCAUUUCGUAAUCAAAUGACAUAUAUAUAUAUAUAUAUAUAUAUAUAUAUAUAUAUAUGCUUGGCACUGCACAGAAAAAUUCAGGUGGGUAGUUGGGACUUGGAUGAAGUGUUCAUCUCCUUGCGAUGGUGGAAUCCGUUAUAGAGAUGUUGAUUGUUUUGGAAGCAUGGAAGACACAUCCAUUAGGCAUUUUGCUGUCGAUGACCGCAAGUGCUCUGGGCAGGAUAUGGUGAGCCAUUUUUAUUUUUCCAUCAUUAUCUUAUGACUGAAAUCUUACAACAACGUAUCCUAUUUGUGGUCUGUCUGCCUGUUUGAUAAGAUUUGUUAUUCUGUUUUGCAGUCAUUAGAGAUUAGUUAUUUUUAUCGACGUGAAUGAACUGGUGAAUUUUAUGCAUAUACUGGUAAUCUGAUUCCUGAGGAAAAGUUAGAUAUUCUGCUACAACGAAUUUUCCUUUCAAUAAUCUUGACUGUGCACUUAGUACAUGAAAAAAAAUCUUGAUCUGCAGUAACUAUCAGUUCUGAAUAAAACCUGAGUGAAAGAUGGCCAAGCUUUAAAUACGGGGCUUGCUAACUAGGGCUUUUCCGCGCUGGUCUCAUAUCUAUAACUUUUAUGCGAAGUCUAUUUUUCUGUCAGAUAUUCAGGGGAGUACUUCCGGGGUUUUUAUAUCAGGGAUUUCCUCCUUUAGCCACAAAUUUCUGGCCUUUUGUUAGUAUAUUUCCAAUGAGCUUACUAGUUUCAGAGUGUUCUGUUAGCAUCUGAAUAUUGAAUGUUCUUGAGGAGGUUCCCAUCAACAUCCUAUGUGGGUGGUCAAAGAGGGCCAGAUAGAAAAGGGUUACGCUAGAAAUAUUUCCUCUUUUGUGUCCCAAACCCAUCAGGGAAAGAUCGAAGUUCUUAAGGAAACGCUUGGUACAGGCUGAUGGGGUGUGACCAAAGGAGCACCAAAGUCGGCCAUCGUGCAGUAAUGAUUGUACUGCCAAUCUCUGUAUAGUGCCAGUCUUUUUGAGAUGACAAUAAAUGGAUUCAUUUUUUUGAAACUUCAUUUGAUGGUAAUUAUUUUGAAAUGUUCAAAUUAAAUGUGCAAAUUUUCCUGUCAUAAUUGAAAACUCAAUGGACCAGAAGCAUAGAAAGUUUGAUAUACUCAAUGGUAAGAACUGCAAUUUCGUACAUUUAUGGCUAUUGAUUCAAAGGACUCUUGAGAAAUUAAAGUGGAAAUUUUUUAUUUCCAUUUUCAUAAGAAAUAAAAAAUGCAGCCAAAUAAAGAGGUUAAGGUUUCUUUAAGUGGCAGGUCGGCUCCACAACGCUUGUGAUUCCUGGGCAUGUAAGAACAUAUUGUAAAUCAGAUUAGGGGAUCUGGAGAUCUGUUACCAACUCUGCCAAUCCACACCGUCAGAUGAAAUGUGUUUGUUCGUGAUGAUUCCAGUCAUAUCCUCUUUUGAUUUGUUGAUAAAGCUAUAAAUUACUUCUCAUGGAUUUCAUUUUGGGUUGAUAUCCUUGAGUUCUCAUCCCAUAGUGUCAGGUUGGUCUCAUUUCUUAUGGUUUUUUUUCUUGGCAGCCUGCCAGACAGGAGCCCUGUAAUGUGCAUAGCUGUGAACCCCUCAGUGAUAGCAGCUCAUACGCAAGUGAGUCAGAUGGCCUGUCGGGUUGGUUAGUCGCAGUCCUUGUCCUCCUCGGUCUUGUGGCUGUCGUCGGACUUGGGUUUGCUGGUUUUACAUUUUAUCAGAGGUAAGGGACCCACCUUUGACCUUUCCAUUCUGUUCUUUUUCCGGUGAAUUUUUCUAUUUGAAAAGAACUUGGCAAUUCAUGAACGUUACAUCUCUCGUUUACAUGGGUGGUAGCUACCCCUCUGCUCCUCUCUCUCUCUCUCUCUCUUGAUCUCUCUCUCUCUCUCUCUAUCAGAACCUUGUCCUUGUAUACUCAAAUCUUCAAAAAAGGAGUAGUCUCCGUCUCUCCAUCUCUCCAAUAUAUUUGUUCAGGGAGGGCUGAUUGUCCCCAUCGUUAUCCCUGCAGGAGGAACUCGUCCCCAAGCGGGUUCGUGUACAUAAUGAUGGAAGGAUACUCCUGA
Messenger RNA from Spirodela intermedia, 4089 nucleotides. Lineage: Eukaryota; Viridiplantae; Streptophyta; Magnoliopsida; Alismatales; Araceae. The record is from the annotation of a GenBank genome assembly.